Molecule: messenger RNA, 4169 nt
Organism: Pseudonaja textilis
Lineage: Eukaryota; Metazoa; Chordata; Lepidosauria; Squamata; Elapidae
Source: RefSeq, a predicted model, not a curated record
UCCUCGAAAGACCCGGAAAUGCCCGAGAUAGCCCGGAAAGAGUCGCCCGAGCGACAGCGGCCCCUCCGCCCCUCCUUUCGAACGCCGAACGGAAGUCUCCGAAACCAGACGGCGCUUGACGAAGGGCGGCCGGACGUCCAGGAGACGUCGCGAGCUCCGGGUUGGAGGUCGCCUCCGAGCGCCGAGGCCGUCUCGGGAACUUCCCGAACGCCCCCGAAGCUCCGGGGAGGGCAGGCAGCAGCGCCACACAAGAUGGCGGACGGGGAGGAGGUUACUCUGGACGGGAGGCCGCUUCAGGCGUUGAGAGUCGCCGACUUGAAGGCGGCUUUGGAGCAGCGGGGCCUGCCUAAGAGCGGGCAGAAGAACGCCUUGAUUAAGCGGCUCCGUGGGGCCCUGAUGCUCGAAAACCUCCAGAAGCAUUCAACCCCACAUACCACCUUCCAACCCAAUUCCCAGAUUGGAGAGGAGAUGAGCCAGAACAGCAUCAUCAAGCAAUACCUGGAAAAACAGCAGGAGCUGCUGAGGCAGCGUCUGGAACGGGAAGCCCGGGAGGCGGCUGACCUAGAAAGCAAAAGCUGUGUCAUCUCGCGCAAGAGGGAUGAAUCAGAUGAAGAGGAAACCCGGAAACCGGAAGAGCACCUUUCUCGGGUCAGGCAGGCCAGAGCAGUGAAGACCGCAGGAGGCGGCCAUGCGCUGGUGAGCGAAGAGCGGGAAACUUCCCUUCGAAGUCGGAGAGCUGCUCAGCGGGUGCCUGUCAAAGAGGAGGAGGAAGAGGAGGAGGAGGAAGAAGAGGAGGAGGAGGAAGAAGAAGAGGAGGAGGAGGAGGAAGAUGCGCCGCCUUUGCUGGUCGGCCAGACGCCCAUGAGGCCUGAGGAGCCGGGCAUGCCAGCUCCCCAAGAGACGGGCAUGUUCCAAGCUUCCCUGCCCUUCGUCCUGCAAGCCCAGCAAACAGAGGCUCGCUCUCAGAUGCCAGACAGCCCGAGCGGCGAAGCCGCCAUGCCAGUCCUCGCACACUUGCAGAGAUCAGAAGACGAGGAGGCUCAGCCCUGGGCAACAGACCCCGGGGAAAAGCAACAGGCAACUCUAACCCCAGGGGAAUCCCCCAUGGAAAAGGAGCCCCUCCCAGAUACCCCAAAGGAGGUUUCACCCCAGUUACCCGAAGCCUUAAAAUUGGAGUCCGAAGAAGACCCAGGCCUUCUGAAGGAGCCGAAGUUGACCGAAACUCUCCAGGAGAAGGAGGAGGUGAUGAUGGAGCAGGCCGAGACCCCAGCGGCUGUUGUCUUGGAGAAGGAGGGCGAUCCCCAGAACAAGGGGACCCCAGAAGCAGUGGCAACCCAGGCACUGCGCAGCCUAGAGGAAGAGGCAUCUGCUGCCGCUGCAGCGCUAGUACAGGCCUCUCCCUCUCCCCCGCAGCUGAUCGAAGCACAACAGUCGCAACAGGAUCCCCGGGGGGAUGAGCUGCCUCUGCCGCUCCUGACCAAGGAAGCCCCCGCGGGACUCGCUCCCGUGGAAGACGAAGCCCCUCCUCAGCUCUCUCAGCCAUCGCCCCCCGCUCAGGAAGCACCGGCUGCAGCCAGCCUCGGAACCUCGCCAUCCCCCUUGGCACUCCCGCCACACCAGCCCUUACGGCCCGGCAGCUCCCGCUCCUCUUCCUCCUCCUCCUCCAGCUCCUCUCGUUCCCGCUCCCGGGGCAGCUCACCAUUACGCUCCCGGGCUAGGAGGACCCGCUCCGCUUCCUCCGAAUCACCUGCUCGGAAACGACCAGCUUUGGAACUACGAUCCCGCUCCAACUCAGAGCAGCGUAGCAGUUCGGGCUCCCAGUCCCGUUCCAGCAGCAGAGGCAGCAGCAGCAGCAAGUCCCGCAGCCGUGAAGCUUCGCGGGACAGCACCAGUUUUCCCCCCACCAAAGAGCCCUCCCCACCCCACAGCCCCAAGGCCCAGCCCCAAGAGAUUCUCUCCAGCUCCAGGGACAAAGAAGGAAGCACCCUCUCCCCUCCUCCGAGGCCACACAGCCAUACCCCACAACAGCAACCACCAGCAUGCAGCAUGCAGGCCGAGACCACAUUACCAGAACGAGGCAGCCCAGAGCCCCUCUUUCCCACGGAGGAGGGGUCUGGCCUAGACAUCGGGGGCCUCGUCUCAGAGCCGCAGCGUCCGAUUGAGCCGCCGCACAGCAAAAUGAAGCCACCUCAAGAGCAAAGCUGUCUCAACCGUGUUCUGGGGAAACUGCUCCGGUUUUUAACUCCUUUCCUCCCUCCCUCGCUUUUAGCAUCCUCCGUGGCCAAAGGGCCCGUUACCACGAACAGCGACACUGAAGGAAGCCAGCCAGCGGGCCGCAAACGGCGCUGGGGCGCCAGCACCGCCACGACCCAGAAGAAACCUUCAAUCAGCAUCACCACCGAGUCCCUCAAGAGCCUGAUCCCAGAGAUUAAGCCGCCACCGGGAGGCCAGGAAGCCGUGGUGGACCUUCAUGCUGAUGACUCCCGCAUCUCUGAAGACGAAGCCGAGCGCCACCUGGAAGAGCCAGCUCUCGAGAAAGCACUCAAGAUCUGCCGUACCGUCACACAGGUGGUCCCCGUCGAAGGGCAGGAGAAUGGCCAAGGGGAGGAGGAGGAGGAAGAGGAGGAGGAAGAGGAGAAGGUCCACGAGGAAGAACAGCCGGAGUUGGAGCCCGUUAUCGCUGUAGAAGCCGUGGUUCUGCCUCCCCCGGUAGAGCAUGAAGUCAAAAAAGUCACGCUGAGCGAUACGCUCACCCGGCGGUCCAUCAGCCAGCAACGUUCCGGGGUCUCCAUCACCAUCGACGAUCCCGUCCGCACGGCCCAGGUCCCGUCCCCGCCACGGGGCAAGGUCAGCUGUAUCGUUCACAUCUGCAACCUGGUGAGGCCCUUCACCCUUGGGCAGCUGAAGGAGCUGCUGGGCCGGACGGGCACCCUGGUGGAGGAGUCAUUUUGGAUCGACAAGAUCAAAUCACACUGCUAUGUGACAUAUUCAACAGUGGAAGAAGCCGUCGCGACGCGAAACGCCCUCCACGGGGUCAAGUGGCCGCAGUCUAACCCCAAGUUUUUAUCCGCUGAUUUUGUGGAGCAGGAUGAGCUGGAUUUCCAUCGCGGUCUUCUGGUUGACCGUCCGGCCGAGGCCAAGGCCGAUGAAGCGCCCACCUUCCCUGGGGUGGGCCCAACCACGCGGGGGGAACGGGAGCUGUCCCGGCGCUCGGAGGCACGGGAGCGGGAGGCGGCCGUGCGGGAGCAGUGGGCCGAACGGGAGCGAGAGAUGGAGCGCCGGGAGAGGACCCUGGCGGAGCGGGAGUGGGAUCGGGACAAGGUGCGCGAGGGGCCCCGUUCGCGCUCCCGGUCCCGAGAGAGACGCCGCAAGGAGCGGCCCAAAUCAAAGGAGAAGAAAGCAGAGAAGAAAGAAAAGGCCCAGGAGGAACCUCCGGCUAAACUUCUGGACGAUCUGUUCCGCAAAACCAAGGCAGCCCCGUGCAUUUAUUGGUUACCCCUCACGGACAUUCAGUGUGUCCAGAAACAGGCCGAGCGAGCGGCUCGCGCGCGUGAACGGGAACGCCGGCGCAAAGAACUGGAAGCUGAGGAAGCCCGUCAGCGGGAACGCAACCGUCAAGCUGAGCGGGAUAAGCGGCGGGAACACAGCAGAGAGCGAGAACGCGAGCGCCCCAAUGCCACCAGCGGUGGUGGGGCCAGUCGAGCGGGCGAACGCAGCGGCCGAGGAGACCGCGAACGGCGUGAAGCCAAAAGCCGCCACAGCCGGAGUCGGAGUCGGAGCACGCCUGUACAGGACAGAGGGGGGCGCCACUGAGCUAUUCCUCAGCCUUUCUUUUGACCUUCGGGGCAGGGGAAGGAGUUGGUGGGGGGGGGCACUUUCCCUGAAUCGAGCUCCUGAAUUUUGCAGUCAAGGAGGAACAAGGAGGGGGCAUGGAGUUUUUUGCCCACCACUGGAAAGGCCGCGAGGGGUCCAGCGUGGCUGGAGAGUGGCCGAAGUGGUAGGGCUCUCCCCCUUCCCCCCCCAAACGUGGGGAUAAGUUUGAUUUCCGACACCUCCUGCUCCCCUCUUCUGGAGCCAGUGUCCUUCCCGUUGAUUUGUAUUUUAUUUUGGGAAAUUUUUUUUUUUAUUAUUCUGCUGAUAAUACAGGAAAGAGAGCAUAAUAAAAGAGA